CGUCGGCAAUUUCAAAGGCGGGAAAGAAAAGCGUUCGCUACGAUUUGUUUAUCUUUGGGAGAUGAACAGUUGUCUUUGGUUCGCUCAGCUACAACAGCAAAGGAUGCAUGGUCAAAAUUGGAAGGCCAUUAUGAAGUGAAGUCCUUGGCAAAUAAAUUAUUCUUGCGUAAAAAGUAUUUUACUAUGUCUAUGGGGGUUGAUGAGUCAAUGAGUGAACACAUCAACAAGAUGAAAGAGCUAGCAGGUCAAUUGGAAGCUGUUGGUGCCUCGAUCACAGAAGAGGACCAAGUUGCAACGCUAUUGUGUAGUCUACCUGAUUCAUAUGAUAGUUUAAUUAUAGCUUUAGAAUCCCGUGCUGGUGAUUUAUCUUUGGAAUUUGUUACUGCAAGGUUACUUCAUGAGGAACAGUAUUGUAUUUCAUCGUGUGAGGUCUUAAACAAUAUCCGAAACCAGGUGCAGUAGUUCAUAAAAAAAGCCAACGAUACAGUUUUGGAAUAGUGGUGACCCUGUUAUGGCCAAAAAUACGCCAACGAAAGUAUACGGAGCGCAUAAUUUGGAAAGCAGCAGUUGUUGUCGGCUGUGUAAAUCAGUCGGUGAUCCCGCACAUCGAUAUAAACUAUUUAACAAAACGAACAGCGAGAUCCUUGCCAUCGCUGAGCAUAUUUAUGGCCAUCCACUUCCAAAAGAAGCAGGACUGCCGCAACUUAUUUGCAGGCCAUGUGAAAGACGCCUUCGUAGUUUCAGCGCGUUUAAGAACACAAUUGUUCAAACGCAAUCAACUUUGACCAAGUUCAAAAGGUGUAACAAAGAUUCGCCUGGCGUGUCACGCGUAUCGAAAAGUUUAAAAUCGGCACAAGAACCUCCGCAAAAACAAUCCCAAAGAGCAAGACAACGUCUCUGUUUUAUGCAAUCUUCGCAUGGGAAAGAGGUAAGUUUUAUUGCAUUCACGUAAGAAACACAAAAAAUGCCAGUCGACAUGUACAAACAAUGCGAAAUGUACAUAUUGUUCUUUUUAAUUGUUGCAAUUUAUUUUAAGUUUAACGUAUUUAUAAUGCAGAUAUGGUUCCUUUAGUCGUUUUUAUGGUAUAUUAUAAUUUAUAAAUGUGUGUAUAAGUAUAAAAAAGUCUUAACUUAAGCCAUUCAAAUUUAAAUCAAGCAUAACGCCGUAUUCUAUUGAAUUUAUCUGACAAGCUAUACAGUACAAUUUACUGUAUCGUUAAUUUGAAAUUGACUAAUUUGAAAGACUGUACUUUUUUUAUACACACUGUAUAGCAAUGUACAUUUUGAUUUUUGUUCAAAAUUCUGUGCAUAUUUGUAGCGAGAUAUGUGCUACGAAUAAAGGAUAUGACAUACCAGUAUAUAAUUUACAAUCUCUACGUUACUGUUGUAAACAAGUGUAAUUUAUUAUUUUACCAAAAUAUUCGUUCUUUCAGAAUGCAAGUGAGUCACAAAGUACGGGUAGGACAUUAACCACGUCUCCAGCUGACAAUUGCCAGGUUCGUAUCAUCGUAUGUGUAUUAAAUACUAAAUUGUCAAUUUACUGUUUAGUUUUACUUUUAAGAUUUUUAUUUCAGUCUCACAGUACAACCAACGUGCCGAUUAUAAACUUACACAAAAAAUCAUUGACUUCUAUUUUCAUUAGGAAACUGUCAAUGUGUCAAACGUGGAAACGGAUCGUCAAAUCCAAAUGGAAAAUUUGUUUUCACUGAUUGAAAAAGAAUUGUUGGACGUCGCGAGAAGGGAAAAUAAAUCAGUCCUAAGAGAGAAAGAUUACCCUGCUUUGAGUUCGCUUAAUUUUCAUGACAUUGUAGAAGAGAUGAAAAGUCGUUGUCCAACUGUAUUUCAGAUCUUAUCAAACAUGGUUCAAUAUCAUAUUAACAGAGAGAAGAAUAUUGUCUCUCUGGGGCUUAUAUAUGCAGUUAUUAUGUUCCGCAGAUGUCACGAGUUGAGUCGUGUACAGAGAGUUAACACUGUACUUCUAACAGAAGGAAAUGCUAAUAGAGAGGUAAGCUGUUAUAAUCGUACAAUUGUUACAUAGCGGUAAUUUAAUUAAUUGAUACUAAGGGAAGUAUGUAUAAUUUCUCAUUCAGUAAUUAUAAUAGAAAGAUAAUAUGAUACCAAAAAAUCGAAACCUACAUUUACAGUAAUUAUAAUUUUUUAAAAUUUUAUUAUAAUGCUUAAUACCGGGCGUUUGCAUAAACAUAUAAUUGAUAACAUAAACAGGCCUAGGAUUGCAAUAAGAAUCACUUGCGAUUAGAAUAUGUUUGGGCGUUGUUUUGUUUACAUGCACUGAGGUAUACUUUUAAUAUAUAAUAUAAAUCUCGAGUAAUCUCCAAGAAUGCAGGAUUUUGCAAUUCCUGGUACCUCAGAUUUCAAAAUUUUCCUGGGUAUGAAUGGUCCCUAACACACCUUAAUUGGCAUAUAUUUGCCCUGUGCCCUGCUAACAUGAAUGGCUUCACAUCAUGCUGCUUGUUAAUUUGAUGUAUUACCUUUAAUAGCUUCAAGAGAGACUCAGCAAGUAUGGACUUUGCCUAGGAAAAACCAUGAAAUAUACCAUACAAGAGGAAAUUGGCAAGCAUUGUUUGGACGAAGCUGUACAACUUGUAAAGGAAGGGAAAACAUUUGUGUUUGUCAUUGAUAACAUUGAUUGGACUUUAAAAGUACAUGACAUGCGCUCUGAUAGACAGAACACAAGUGUUCAUGCUGUUGCCACAAGUAUUGUGUUUGAUCGUGUCAAGUCAGAUGAUUUAAGUGAUGAAAUUCCAAAUGUUAGUCUAAAAAAUGUUGACUUUAAGGAUUUACUUAAAUUGGAUGCUGAAGAAUUGAGAUGCACUCGAGAACGAUACAAAAUUUUUCUUGGGAGAAUUCUGUGCAAUACUUUUGAUUUUUUUCAUUUUAUCAAUGCUGUUGUUCCUGAUCAUACCCCGUGUCGAUACCAACCAGAAAUGGCUAGUCAAUCUGUUGUUGUUCCACUACCAGUAUUAAUGAAGGAUGAAAAAAAGUAUGCAGAUAUAGUUGAUGUCUUGGACCAACUAGAGAGCUGGGCUCAUGAUAUAUACUCGAAAGCUGGUAUUUGUGAUAUUCCCACCAAUGAAGAUCAUACUCCCCCAAAUUUACCAACUGAUAGUAGAUCCAGACCUGACCAACCAUCUGCUCAUGUACCACCAACCCCAGAACCAAAUGACCCUAUGCAGAAUGUUAGAAUUCCAUGCUUUGGAGAUCAGCUUACCAGAGUGAGACUAGCAGGCGCAAAGGACCUCAGAUCAGGAUGCCACACUCCACGAGACAGAUUUGAACACAUUUACCCAAUUAGAAUUGUUGACUGGCAUACUAAGAGGAGUUUCCUUAAGGUACGUAUAUACACAAAUCAUGUAAUUAUGAUAUCAGUAUAUUUUUUAUUAUAAACUUUAACCCAUUAGUGUGGUGCAUAAGGACCAAUAUUAAAGUGCUUAUGAAACAAACUUUUUGCCACAUUCUUUAUUGUGUUAUUAAAAGUACUGCUCAAAUGAUGAAGAAUGGCGUUAACAGUUUAUUCGUAUCUCAUCUCAUUCCCAAGUUAUCACACUUUGUAUAUUUUGAGUUGUGACGUCACAAAAAGGACUUGAAAUAAUGGCAAUAACAAGAAAGUCUGAUAUCUUGGUGACCGUUUAAUAAAAUUCAAUGAAACUUGGCACACUUAGUGGGUGUAACACAAUCAACAAUUUGGCUUGCUUAUAUGGUUGUCAUGGCAACACACUCGUCCCCAGUCCCUUCUCUUCCAAUUUCUAUGUGAUCCAUUUCCAACGAAAUAAAUAGCAAUUUCUGCCAUUUUCGCUCAUUAAUAUAAUACGUGUAGGUAUUGUCAUCAAUUUAAACAGUUAUAACAUGCAAACAUCCUCUGCCAGAUCUACAGGAGGACAAUUUGUAAAAAGGAAGGGAAGAGACUGGGAACUAGUCUGUUGCCAUGGCAACCACAUGACCUUCCAAAAAUAUUUAUAUGGGUGCACCCACUAAGUGUGCCAACUUUCAUUGAAUUUUAUUAAAUACUCACCAAGAUAUCAGACUUUCUUGUUAUUGCCAUUAUCUCAAGUCCUUCUUGUGACGUCAUAACUCAAAACUGAUACAAAGUGCGAUAACUUGGGAAUGAGAUGAGAUACAAAUAAACUGUAAACGUCAUUCUUCAUCAUUUGAGCAGUACCUUUUAUUAAAACAACAAAAAAUGAGGCAAAAAUUUCGUUUCAUAAGCACUUUAAUCCUUGAUAGAGUGUGAUUGCCUGCAUACAUUCUUUAUUCUUUAGAUACAUUCUAUCAAGUAUUUAUUCUACAAUUUGACUAGAUUUUAGUCAUCAGGAAUGAAUCAUUCAAUGAAUCAUUCAAUGAUUCAUUCAUGAUGAUGCCAAACAUUACAUGGCUGUUUUGGACAUAAAUGCACUCAUGCAACUUUGUUAUUUUGGGCUGAAGGCUGGUUAGCUGAUUAAUCCAUUGAGCUACAAUUAAUGCACCCAAAUGCACCCUACUUUAUUGUUUUACUCUAAUGCCAGACAAUUUUACUCAUCAAGAGAGAGAGAUAGUGUGUGAUGCCACUCAAGAGAAGCUAGGUCAAUCUCCUUUUAGUUUGUUAAAAGUGUACUGUACACUAGGAAAUUAAGGUACUGUUUCACUAUGGAAUUGACUUGCAAUUUUGUUGCAAACAAAUUACAAGGUGUACAGCACUUCAUCUCCUCAAGUCUUUCAUUGCAGCAAGAUUUCCACAAAGUAGUAAAAAAAUGUGAGACAAGUUGAACUGUGGUGUAAUUUAUAGUGCCACUUUUUUGUUAGCAGAAGGUGAUUAGUAAAAAAAAAUCUAUUGAAAUGUGCUGGCCUGCAUGCAGUCCUAUACCUCAAAUAUUCAUGAAGCUGCACUAUGCUUUUACUGUGUGCCUAGUAUAUCAUACAUAUAGCAACUCUGUAAUACUUUUGAAGCUCGGUAAGAAUGAUACAAGUAUGUUAUUGUAAUCUGUUUAUAAUCUUUAUUCUCAUCAUGCAGCGGCAUAGCUAGCCUGACAAUUUAGCCCCGCUAUGAAAAUUCAAAAUUUUUAUCAUUAUUCAUUUCUUAAUUAGAAAUUGAUUGUUUUUAUAGUCAAUAAACACAAAAAUAUUUGCAUAGCAGGACUAAAUUGUCGGGCUGGCUACGCUACUGAUUCUCAUCAUCAGAGGAAGUGAUGGGUCCAGUAUAACAAAUGAGUGGCAUUACUCUCUUUUGAUGAGUAAAAUUGUCUGCCACUAGUAAAACAAUAAAGUGAGGAGCAUUUGGGUACAUUGUAGCUUAAUGAAUUGAUGACCUAACCAGACUAUUUGCCCAUGCCUUCCUCAGUUUACAACUUUGUUAUGAGGGCCCCCUCAUCUGGGAAUAUAGCCCCAUCCCCCCCCCCCCCCCCACCUCAUCCGGAAAAAUUAAGAAAUUCAUCAGAGACCUGCCAACAAACACAGUUUACAAAUUAUGCCAAUAUAUAUGGAAAAAGGGUAAAUUAUACAUUAAAUUUUUAACAAAGUAUGGUCCAUAUGGCCGGCAAUUGUGAGCCGCUUUUUUGCAUGCAUGUUGUUUAAUAUUAUAAACUUAUGUUGACCGGGACCACCCGGUAUUAAAAUUAUGUUUGCUGUAAACCGAUUAAUUCAUAAUAUAUCAGGGGCAGCACCGAGCCGAUUGGGGGGUGUUGCCGCAAACAGUUUUAACUAAUGUAGAUAGGAAGAUGUUAUUUCCAGGAAUAAUUUUUGACCUUCAACAACUAUUUUAGGAAAAUGUUGGGGGCCAAAAUUCAAACAGGGCCCAAAAUUAUGGAUUAUAAAAAAAAUUGCUAGACCCCCCCCCGGAUCAUAUCCCCUCUGUCUGGGAAUUUCUGGCACCACCCACUUUUACAUUUAUGUGUUGUUUGUAAUAUAAAAGAUUAACCCAUUGCGUGGUAGCACUGACUUCCCUUGAUGGUGCAUCAGAAUGCAUUACCACUUGAAAGGCUAAAAUGGGAAAUUCCAGAAAACGUCCAUGCCUCGCCCAUUGGAGUAAAUUGGAAGUUUAACCCCUCUAUCCCUUACCGACUGUACUCAAUACAUUUACUAUUAUCAGAAACAAAUUUUUAUGUAACCCUCCCUCCUCUUCUGUACAGCAAAAAAUUUCCCUGUGGGGGGAGUGGAUCUUUUCUGGAACGAUCCAAUAGCAAAAAAUGAGCAGAGCUAGGGGUGAUAUUUAAUAUAUUUCUUUGCAAAUAAAAAAAUAAUGCAAUAUUCUAACAUCAUGUUUAAAUAUUUAGGUUAUAUUCCAUAAGCUCUACAAGAAUUCAGCGCGUGAGCAAGGAACAGUGAGAUAUUUUCGAGAAAAGCUUCAGAGACGAAAUGUGACUAAGGAUGUUAAACACUAUGAAGAUUGCGAGCAAUUCUUUCUUAGUUUGGGCAAAUGCUUCACAAUUGAAGCAUUGAUCCAAUUCUUUGGUAUGGAAAACCAAGAUGACCAUCCUACCAAGCACAAACCACCAUCCAACAUAAAUGAAAUGGGGAGAGAAGAAAUUGAGAAGUAUUAUGAAGAUGUUCUAGAUGAAUUCAUCAAUCAAUUUCUUCUUGCAAAUAUGACCGGCAGUGAUUCAGAUGAGAAUGACUUUGUCAACAAUUAUUCCAUAUGUUUACUGCAGUACUUUUUUAUGCUGCAUGAUAUGAAGGAUGCAGUUCAUGAAGGCAAUGGAGAGAGGCUUGCAACCCUGCACAAGCAGCUACUUCAUUUCAAGUCUGUACAAGGAUUCAACUCGUAUGCAAUUGAGAUGCUUAUCAAUGUGGUGCAAAACAUGGUGUUUCUUUCUCCAGCACAGUCCCACCAAUGCAUUUGGGCAUCAACAGCAAACUGGAAAGGUGGUGCUCAAAGAAAUGUAGAAAUUGAUCUACUCCAAGAGAACAGAAACAGAGAUUUAAAAAAGCUGAUAAAAGGGAUGGGUGCCAAUAAAACUGACAAGGCCAUUGAUAAUGCGAGCAGAGCUGUAGGUGGAGCAAGGAAGAUUGCAGAAAACUUUGAUUACAUGGUUUACCGAGAAGCAAAGUCAUCAUCACACAGUCAUGCAUCAUCUUUAAAAGAUGAAUCAAAAGUUUUAAGUGACCUUCGCAUUUUGAAACCAUUCUCCAUUCAACCGAAUAGAAAGCAUGCAUCAUUUCGUAAAAUAAAAUAAAAUUCUUUGGAAACCCUUGAUGAAAAGGAAUUGGAUGAAUGGCUUCAGAGACAUAAGAAAAAUCUGAUGUUAGAGUCUCCAAUUGAAUUGGAUGAAGAUGAAAUGGAUGAAGAUGACAUGGCUGAAGAGGAAUUUUAUGAACAUGAAUUUGACGAAGAUGACUUAUAA
Molecule: messenger RNA, 7331 nt
Organism: Paramuricea clavata
Lineage: Eukaryota; Metazoa; Cnidaria; Anthozoa; Malacalcyonacea; Plexauridae
Source: the annotation of a GenBank genome assembly